Molecule: messenger RNA, 1206 nt
Organism: Ceratitis capitata (Mediterranean fruit fly)
Lineage: Eukaryota; Metazoa; Arthropoda; Insecta; Diptera; Tephritidae
Gene: mip40
Product: protein lin-37 homolog
Exons: 1
Coding region: 300-1073 (257 amino acids)
Biological process (GO): negative regulation of transcription by RNA polymerase II
Cellular component (GO): transcription repressor complex; Myb complex
Source: RefSeq, a predicted model, not a curated record
AACAAGUCAACAUGGAAAUUUAGAUCUUUAAUUCUUUUUUCUUCCAAUCAAUUGUACAAAUUCUUUCUAAAUCUAUUAAAUUAUGAUUAACAGGAAUUUUUUUAUAUUCGGCAAAUUUCCGCUAACAAUAUUAGGUUACGUUCUACAGAAACGUUAGCUUGUAUAGCGGAAUUAACGUAAGCCAAUGCAGCUCUGCGAUGUUUGUGAAAUUUCACUAAAUUCUACCAAACUGAAAAAUUUAAAACGAUCGUUGUUAUUUAACAAAACAAUAAGUUUUACUAAUUAAAAGCUGAAGGGAUAUGAAGGCUUCACCACAACGAAGAAAAUUUCAAAACGAUGUUCAACUAGCAAGGGGCCGUUUUAGGAAUGUAUUGCAUGAUACUUUUGCUGGCUCAGAUGAUAAUGAGAUUGCUAGUGAAGAAGAUUUGCCACAUCGCGGGCGUCCACCAAAGAAUUUAAAUAACAAUCAAAGAGAAAUGCAAUCUCCUCGUAGUUCGCGUCAUAGUAGCCUGUCACCUGGAAAAUAUUUAAGUCCAAAUAAACGACGAAAACGCGAUGAGCAAGAUAGUGAUAGAUCAUGUGUUCAGCCUACACAAAAAAUACAAGCAGAAAGCUUUGUAAUGAAGUUGUUUGAUCGCAGUCUUGACCUCUCAAAGUAUACUGAGCAAACUGCACUCUAUCCUAUUUGCCGUGCAUGGAUGUAUAACCAACCAAGGAAUCCAAAUAUCCGCAGUUAUCGGGACAGAAGAUCACCAUCGCCAGUGGUGCGAAAUAACAAUGCUGGAGAAUUAAUCGAACAUUUACAAAGUGGUGAACUUCGAGAUAUAACGGAAAUGCCAGCUCCUAAGGUUACUGAAAUACCAAAAAUACCGGUAUUGAAAAAUGAAGUGGCAGGUGUAAAAGAGAUGGAUUCCCUGAUAUUUGGCAGUGAUAAUAUUUGCAAAGAAGAAUUACUGGGUAAACACUUACACAAAUGGAGACAGCUUAAGUCAAAUUGGUUAAAACAAACAAGAAAUUAUCAGAAGCGUUAUAAACUCAACUACAUGAUAUUACAAGAAUUAUUUAAACCCUAAAGAGUUUAGUUUAAUUUUAUUUAGAAUACAAUGUAUGAAAUAAAUUUAGUAAUAUAAACUAUUAAAUAAAUUAAUGUAUCAUACUUUAUGUUAAUUAAUACUUUAACGUUGAAUUAUACUAAUUUUCACAUAC